GUUAAAUUACACAAUGUUCAUUUAAAAACCUUUUGAGUUUAAUCAAAUCAAAGCAAUCAUGGCCACCAAAUAUGAAUUGUAUUUAAAUUCUCAUCACUGAUUUUAUUUUCACUCAGUCUUGUGCAUUCAGCCAAUAUAAUAUAUAACCAGCUAACAACUAUAUAAAAUCAGAUAAAAAUAUGUAAUAAAAAAAAACUGGCUUCAAAAAGAAGGCAGAAAUCUACCAUGUUAUAACUGAAGCUGAAACGUCUUGUUCUCACACAUUAGAGCUUCUGUUUAACUAAUUAAUGUUCAUAAGAUGGAAGAAAACAAAAUGCAAAAUGUAAUGAAUAUUUUUCAAGUUGUAAUAAAAUUGUAGGGAGUAAAAAGUAUCGUUUUUUCUUUAGAAAUGUAAUCAAGUAAAAUUACACAAGUAUUUUACACCCCUGCCGUAGAGCUCUGAUGGUGUGGGAGGAACCAUGCGGAUGUUUAAGAGAGAGAUGCACGGAAAAUUUAAGUGACGCACCAAACACAAAUACGGUGAAAAUGCCGCGCUGAUAAGGAUAGGGUGAAGCAGCAAGCAGGAGGAAUUACUCCAGAAGAAACUACUGACAUGUAAAGAUGGAGUUUAAGGAAGAACCCUGCAGAAUAAAAGAUGAAGAUACAGAGAAACAAAUAGAUCCUAUGGAUGUGAAAGUUUUGAAGCAUGAGUUUCAAAGACCUCAUUUCACAAAUGAAGAUGGAAACAUUUCACAGACUGAAAAGAAUUUUACACAGAAAAGUGCUGGGAAAACUGGAGUCAAAGGAUCUUUCACCUGCUCUGAGUGUGGAAGGAGUUUCACAGAUAAAUCAAAACUCAACAAACACAUGAGAAUUCACACUGGAGAAAAACCGUUCACCUGCACUCAGUGUGGAAAGAGUUUCGCUCACAAAAGCUCUCUCAAAGAUCAUCUGCGCACUCACGCUGGAGUGAGAUCAUUCAGCUGUGAUCAGUGUGAUAAAACAUUUGUUUUUUCAUCAAACUUAAGAGUACACCUUAAAGUUCAUACUGGUGUGAAGCCUCACUUUUGUACUUUCUGUGGAAAGAGUUUUUCGCUGCUGAAGUAUUUAAAAGAUCAUGAGAAUAUUCAUACUGGUGUGAGACUUUAUGUGUGCUCUGACUGUGGGAAGAGCUUUGCUACAUCCAGUGCCUUAAAAACACACCAGAGAGUUCAUACUGGAGAGAAACCGUACAAGUGCUCACACUGUGAAAAGAGUUUUGCUCGAUCAGAUUCCUUGAAAGAUCAUGAGAGAAUUCAUACUGGAGAGAGACCGUACAAGUGCACACACUGUGGAAAAGGUUUUGCUCGGUUAGAUUCCUUAAAAGAUCAUGAGAGAGUUCAUACUGGAGAGAAACCGUACAAGUGCUCACACUGUGAAAAGAGUUUUGCUCGGUCAGAUUACUUGAAAGGUCAUGAGAGAAUUCAUACUGGAGAGAAGCCGCACCAGUGCUCUUCAUGUGGGAAGAGAUUCAUCCAAUCAUCUAGUCUACAUUAUCAUAAGAAAAAGCAUUGCCCGUAGUUUCCUAAAUAAGGAAAAGUUUAUGUUCAGAUCCAUCACUUUGGCUGUUAAGAGGUGAUGCACUAUUACUAAUGCCAUUCAUUUGUUAAAAGAAUAAAAGAAACAAAACUUGUA
Molecule: messenger RNA, 1653 nt
Organism: Ctenopharyngodon idella (grass carp)
Lineage: Eukaryota; Metazoa; Chordata; Actinopteri; Cypriniformes; Xenocyprididae
Product: gastrula zinc finger protein XlCGF7.1-like
Exons: 3
Coding region: 601-1539 (312 amino acids)
Biological process (GO): regulation of cytokine production; negative regulation of transcription by RNA polymerase II; regulation of immune system process
Source: RefSeq, a predicted model, not a curated record